AUGUCGGCCCUUUUCAACUUCCAAUCACUGUUGCUGGUGAUCCUCCUGGUCAUCUGUACGAGCACGUAUGCACACUCGAUCAUGCCCGGAAUCAUGGACCGCAACCAGAACGGGGUAUUUGGGAUAUUCUGGAAGUGUGCGCGAGUGGGAGAACGGCUCAGUCCAUAUGUCAGCAUAUGCUGUUUCCUGAUGGCAGUCUCUAUCUUCUUCGGUGGUUGAGUAAUUAUCUCACGUUACCUCCAGCUCAAAGACAAGAUGAGA
Messenger RNA from Penicillium cinerascens, 261 nucleotides. Its product is annotated as protein kish. The record is from RefSeq and is a predicted model, not a curated record. The transcript has 4 exons. Bases 1 to 219 code for a protein of 72 amino acids. NCBI's taxonomy places the organism in Eukaryota, Fungi, Ascomycota, Eurotiomycetes, Eurotiales, Aspergillaceae. Gene Ontology annotation, biological process: intracellular transport; protein secretion.